This is a messenger RNA of Talaromyces atroroseus, 384 nucleotides long. RefSeq lists its product as hypothetical. NCBI's taxonomy places the organism in Eukaryota, Fungi, Ascomycota, Eurotiomycetes, Eurotiales, Trichocomaceae. Gene Ontology annotation, molecular function: catalytic activity. The coding region runs from base 1 to 384 and encodes 127 amino acids. Gene Ontology annotation, biological process: nucleoside metabolic process. The transcript has 4 exons. The record is from RefSeq and is a predicted model, not a curated record.
AUGUCCGACGAGUAUUGGGAUAAAGAUGGCGGAUAUACCAAAGCCGCCGGAGAUACCAAUGCAUACGUUACGGGUAGAAUAGGUCAUCAUAAUGUGGUUAUGGCAUUUGUGCCUGGCAUGGGCAAAGGAGCCGCUGCUGGUGUAGCAGGUGACCUACGAUCAAGUUAUCCACAAGUGAAGCUCGCCUUGGUGGUAGGAGGCGUACAAGUUCCCAGCCCAUCAUGGACUAAUGAGGUGAGAAUUGAAGGCGAAGUCGAGGCUUCGGUUGUGUCUGGGACCCUAGCAAACACCGGUGGUAUAAACAUAGGCAAAAAGAAGAAGGAAAACAAAAAGGACUCAAGCAAUGAGUCAGUAUCUGCACCAAACCAGGAUGGAUUAUUAUAA